This is a messenger RNA of Ruditapes philippinarum (Manila clam), 549 nucleotides long. RefSeq lists its product as uncharacterized. Gene Ontology annotation, molecular function: chitin binding. The transcript is spliced from 4 exons. Bases 95 to 508 code for a protein of 137 amino acids. NCBI's taxonomy places the organism in Eukaryota, Metazoa, Mollusca, Bivalvia, Venerida, Veneridae. Gene Ontology annotation, cellular component: extracellular region. The record is from RefSeq and is a predicted model, not a curated record.
AUGAUGUUCUCAUUCGACAUAUACAUUGUGCAAUAUAAAUUAGAUUACCACGCCAUACGUGAAUUAUAAUCUCUACAUUAAACAUAGGGUGAUCAUGCUUGGAUUUCUGUGCUUUAUUUGUGCAUUCUUUAUUGGCGCUAAUGGACAGACAGAUUGCUCGACUUUGCCCGACGGACAUUACAAUAUAGGAUGUAAAGUGUAUGAUGUUUGUACAAAUCACGUUCUGACAACAGUUGAGUGUAAACAGAACAAGGUCUACAACAACGUGACAAAAGCGUGUGAUUAUCAGAAUCACGUGGAUCCCCCGUGCGGUCUCGUGAGAGACUGCUCAAAUCAACCUGAUGGUGCUUACACAGACUACAAACUAAACUGCACCUCCUAUUACACGUGCAGUCAUCAUGUUUACUACGGACACAACUUUUGUACUCCAGGUACUGUAUUCGAGCAAUCUAUGGGGACAUGCGUGUGGCCUGCCGAUGCCUACAAACCGUGUGGAACGAAAGUUUGAAAUUAAAGUUACAAGUACAGAAUAAAAUAUACAAAAUUCAA